Messenger RNA from Armigeres subalbatus, 873 nucleotides. RefSeq lists its product as uncharacterized. NCBI's taxonomy places the organism in Eukaryota, Metazoa, Arthropoda, Insecta, Diptera, Culicidae. The transcript has 4 exons. The coding region runs from base 1 to 873 and encodes 290 amino acids. The record is from RefSeq and is a predicted model, not a curated record.
AUGUCGCUUUCCGAUACGUGCAGCCAGGUUACGAUUGCGGCAGCAAAAAUUCUUAUAUUCCGUUAUCCGGCGUCUUCUUAUGGUCUUAUAGAGUGGGACUUGUUAUACCCUCUACCAGAUUAUACAAGCCGUAUUUCGCAAUUCAAAUUGGGUGAAAUAUUUAUGAAAGCAAAGGGACCGGUGUUACCUCCUCCGACGGCUCCUAAGCCACCAAUGAUAUCAACAGUACCCCCACCCGCAGUUUCACUGGAAUAUUCACACCAUGAGCACCACCUCGGGCAUGAAGUGUCGGAAAUGGAGUUACAAUCGUAUCUAAAAGAUCAUCCGGAAACGUGGGUACCUCCGGGUUAUGGCAAAGAUAGAUCGGACUGGUACGCACCGAAUUCCUACAAUCCAACGCAACAACGCAUGAACCAGAUUUAUGAGUCAUACAAACGACGCGAUCAGACAAAUUUCCAUCGCAUGGGGAGAGCUAUGGAUGAUUUUAGUGAUAACGAUUUUAUUGAAGAGGAAGAUAUGCACAACAUCAGUGAUCAUCGUGAUUGGGAAAAUUACUAUCAUUACCGUGAAAGGCGAGAUUUGUAUCAUGCCAUUGAACACGCUUUAGGUUACAGCAACCAGGUGCAGAUGAAAAUGUGCGUUUUGCGAGCUAUAUGUGAAGCAAGAAAUCUACUACUUCCACAAGGAAAGUCCAUGAUGGUGGAUAUAGUCAGGCUUACGUUCAGUGUUCCAUUAAAAGAUGACCUUCAAGAUGACUACAGUAAAGCGAUGCGACAUGACAAUUUUAAUUGUGCAGAGCUUUAUGGCGAAAAAUGUGCUAUUAGUAUUCUGUCGUUGCUUCUGUUCGGGAAAUUUGAACCCUCAAAUGAUUGA